ACAAGAACAAAAUGUCGCUGAACACAGCGCACGCACACGGUGGUGUGCUUAUUUACGCUGGGGAAAGCAUUCUUGUUCAUAGUGAUGGAGUGGAUCUAGACUUUGAAGGAGUAGACAUUGCUCAUUUUAAAGGGACCAAGAAGGGAAGAAUCUAUUUGACAACACACAGGGUUGUCUUCACCAACAAAAAUGGGAAGGAUAUGUUACAGUCCUUCAGUAUGCCGUUUCUGAUGUUGAGGGAAGUGGCACUAGAGCAGCCCAUCUUUGGGGCCAACUAUAUCAAGGGCAAGGUGAUAGCUGAGGAAGGGGGUAACUGGCAGGGAACAGCAAAGUUUAAGCUCAAGUUUACCAGUGGUGGAGCAAUAGAAUUUGGCCAGGCUAUGUUGAGAGCCGGUCAGCUGGCUUCCCGUAAUCGGCCUGCUCAGCCCCCUCCUUACACACCGCCGGCUGGACCUUUCUACUCUGCCCCUCCCCCAGCCUACUACCCCCCUCAGACACCAUACUACAGUUGGGUGCCCACGAACACAUUCCCUACAGCACCACCACCUGACAGUGUGUAUAUGACGAGUGCCCCUCCCCCGUAUCCCGGAGUUGACCCUAACAUGGCACCUUACCCACCCCCCCAGGCUAAUGGGAUGAAUGGCUAUGCCCAGGGGAACUCUAAUGAUGAAAAGGCGAGAGAAGCAGCUGCAAGUGGGUACUAUAACCCACAGGCCCCACAUGAUGUGUAUGUUCCUCAGGCCAGUGCCCCAUCCUAUACAGACCUGCCACCUCCAUACUCAGAGGUGGAAAAGAAAAAAAAUUAGAAACAUUGGGCUACAGAGUAUAAGUGGGGAAGUCAUUGUCAUCGAGAGGGAAAUACAGCUAUCUCCACAUUCACUGCAGUAUUGAAAUACUGUGUUAUAUGUAAAUAACAGUUGAUAGUGAAUUUCCUUGUACUUCAUAUAUUGAGAUGCUCGAUGUAAUUUAUACAUUG
Molecule: messenger RNA, 976 nt
Organism: Liolophura sinensis
Lineage: Eukaryota; Metazoa; Mollusca; Polyplacophora; Chitonida; Chitonidae
Product: WW domain-binding protein 2-like
Exons: 7
Coding region: 12-806 (264 amino acids)
Biological process (GO): positive regulation of DNA-templated transcription
Cellular component (GO): nucleus
Molecular function (GO): transcription coactivator activity; chromatin DNA binding
Source: RefSeq, a predicted model, not a curated record